GGCUCCACUGAAGCCUGUAUGGAUUAUUCAGAGAUGUUUUCACUGGUAUCGGCUUCUUUUUUCCCUUCUUCGAUAUUACUUUCGCUGGGGUAGACAUCCUGAGGACCUGAGCCUGCACAUCAGCCAAUCAGCGCUCACUUCUACCGGAACGCACUGUAGCUCUGCGAGAUGUCAUCAGUGGAUCUACCUUCUGGAGGACGCGACCAGCGGAUAAAUAAUCGCCUAAAAAAUGACUUUGCAGGCAGAAUUUAAGCAAUACGCUGAGAAUGUAAAGAAAGUGAAGACCAGACCAACAGACCAGAAGCUGCUUGAUUUGUAUGGCCUCUACAAACAAGCUAUUGUUGGGGACAUUAAUAUUGAUAAACCUGGAAUGGUGGAUUUGAAAGGGAAAGCCAAAUGGGAGGCAUGGAAUUUAAGGAAAGGUAUGUCAGAUGAGGAUGCCAUGAAUGCCUAUAUUUCCCUGGCCAAGGACACCAUUGAAAAGUAUGGAAAGUGAUGGGGAAAACUGGAAAAACUCCUUAGUUUCAAGAAGAUAUACAUUUUCACAAUGAGAAAGAAGCAAGCUAGUAUUAUAAUUUUCUCCCAUUGACAAAACAAACAUUUUAAUUAUAUAUAUAUAUAUAUAUAUAUAUAUAUAUAUAUAUAUAUAUAUAUAUAUAAAUGUAUGUACUUUGUCACACUGUAAUAUAGAUGAACAGAUUAGAAAAUGACUAAUAUUAGUUUCUUGAUGAUACCACCUGAUAACUAGUCAUUGCCAGUCAGGUGAGACCUAAGAUCUCAGCAUGUAUUACUGUUUUUGUUUUACAUAGGUUGUAAUUUAAAGAGUGAACUACU
This is a messenger RNA of Myxocyprinus asiaticus (Chinese sucker), 834 nucleotides long. RefSeq names its product acyl-CoA-binding protein-like. Gene Ontology annotation, molecular function: fatty-acyl-CoA binding. Lineage: Eukaryota; Metazoa; Chordata; Actinopteri; Cypriniformes; Catostomidae. Gene Ontology annotation, biological process: fatty acid metabolic process. The record is from RefSeq and is a predicted model, not a curated record. The coding region runs from base 230 to 496 and encodes 88 amino acids. The transcript has 5 exons.